UCUGUUUCAAAAGGCAGGUGUAUUUGCAAUCGAAAUGGUUGAUGUCUGCGUUUCCUUUGCACAAAAAGUGAAACAACGUGUUUAUUUUCUCAAGCAAUCAAUGAGAAAUUUUGAAAAUGACUCAGCUGGAACAUGUAUAUGAAAGGGUUUGAUUGAUAAAUAUGGGGAUGUCAGCAGGAAAUAUCGCAUUUUUUGGCGCAGCAAUUGGUUUUAUCGUGUUUCAUAUUCUCGUUUUUACUAACCUCACUGCUAAAUUACAAACAUCGUUACAAAGAGUUGAUGAUCUGGAACAAUUAUUAAAAAAUGCAACAAAGAAAUCCUCUGCGAACUCAAUAACGUCAAGUUGUCUGGAUGAACUUAAAAUGAGAUUAGACUCUGAACUCGCGACUGGUGACAUUAACGUAAAAGUCUUGAGGAUACUGCGAAAGAUAAAACGUUCAGAAAAGAGAAUAGAGAACUGUAUUGUAAAUUUAAGAAACAAGAGACAAUCAAAUCCUUCACGGCAGACGAAUUCAAACAGUAAUUGUAAAUGCAAUGAAGUAAAAUAUGCCCUCUAUACAAUAUGGGGAGUUAAAAAAUGCCCUGCAAGCAGUCAGAGGUUUUAUCAUGGUCAAAUGGUUACGACGGAUGGUAGCGAUUACAUCUGCCUUCCCGAUAAUCCAGAAGAUAUCCCAAUCAAAGUAACGAAGACGAAGGGACGUACCUUAGGGAGCAGUGUCUUCAUCCGUGGAGUAACUUAUGAUGAUAUUGAAGACACAGUGGUGCGUUUGUCAGGACCAGUCAGUAACAACAAAACGAUACCAUGUGCUGUGUGCGCUCGUAAAGGGAAGUCAAGCAGUAAAAUGAUCUAUUCAAUGCCCAAGACAAUGAGAAAGAUGGGCAUCCAACGUGAAUACUUUGGAAUUCUUAUGUCUGCGAAGAAAUCCAGAAAGUUCGUAUGCCUUUCGGUGGACGCGAGGGGAUACGAUGGCAACAUGACUAAGACUAACUGGAGACAGUUGAAUACCAUCAAACUUCAUCCUGCUGAGCUUAGAUGUAACUCAAUGUAUUGCGAAGUUAAUAACAAAACAUACAAUGAUGGACAUCGAGUGAAAUGUAUGGUUGUAACAUUUUGACCAAAUGUUCGAGGACAAAAUAGAAAUAUCAGCAUGUUCAAAGUUUGUAUGGACAACGUAAGUUCAGACCUCAGUCAGUUUAACGACCUUGUCAUGCAUACCCACUUCAUUCUUUUGAAGGUUUAAAUGUUGCUCUGAACAUUGUUUUUUUGGCGUAUACAUGAUGGAACUGGAAAAUACCUUUUGUUCAAUGUAUAUUUAUGCAACAUUAAGAUAUUUUUGUCUGUGGACAAUGAGGUGUCGUUUCAAGGGGUUUACAGGGAAUGAUUCAUUGGAGAGAUUUUUAACAAUAGACUCCUCCUAGAACUUGUACUAAAACGAGCGGCAUUCCCGUUUGCCAUAGCGCAAAAACGCCGAGAAAUUACAUCCUUUGUCUAUAGUUUUGAA
Messenger RNA from Dendronephthya gigantea, 1502 nucleotides. RefSeq lists its product as uncharacterized. The record is from RefSeq and is a predicted model, not a curated record. Bases 162 to 1115 code for a protein of 317 amino acids. The transcript has 5 exons. Lineage: Eukaryota; Metazoa; Cnidaria; Anthozoa; Malacalcyonacea; Nephtheidae.